AUGUUUUCUAUUGGUGAAAUCCUGGGGAUUGCCUACCUGUUGCAGACUAUAAUUGGAGUUCUAGGAAACUUUUACCUCAUUUAUCAUUACUGUUUUCAUUUUGAAAUUCAGAAAAGUCCCAGACGCAUACACCUAAUUUUCAUACAACUCUCUUUUGCCAAUGCCAUGUUUCUUCUCUGUAGGGGGAUACCCAUGACAAUAUUUUCUUGGGGAUGGAAAUUUUUUCUAAAUGAUGUUGUAUGCAAAAUCAUAACUUAUCUGCAGAGAGUAUUCCGUGGCCUUUCCAUUUGCAGUACCUCCCUAUUAAGUGUCUUCCAGGCUGUGGUCAUAAGCCCAAGCAGCACCAAGUGGGCAAUUCUGAAAGUCAAAUUGCAUAAGAGCAUGGCUCCCUGCUGUAUUCUCUGCUGGAUCCUAAAUCUCUUAAUAGAUGCUGCUCUUCCUAUUUAUGUCAGUGGUCCUGGGAAUAUCACAAAGAACAAAUGGAAGAACAAAGUUAGAUAUUGCUUUAUGGACACAUAUAACAUGGAUCGAUUAAAAUUUCAAUACUUGAUUGCUUUUUAUGAUUUUAUUAUUGUGGCUGUCAUGACUGUUAGUAGUGCAUACAUGGUGUUUGUCCUGUACCAACAUCGGCAGCAAGUCCAGCAUAUUCAUAGCACCAAAGUCAACCUCAGAGCCUCCCCUGAGAUCAGGGCCACUAAAGACAUUCUUUUGCUGGUAAGCAUCUUCUUCUUCUUCUUCAACUCAGCAUGUGCUAUCAUUGCUAUUUAUAUAGAUUAUUUUAAGAUAUCUGCAUCUUGGCAACUCUAUGUUCCUAUGUUUCUGUCUAUGUCUUUUCAAGCAAUCAGUCCUUUUGUACUGAUAAGAAGUGAAACCUGGUCCCUUUGGAAAUUCUGUUGCUCAAUCCAAGGAAUAAAACAUUCAUGUGCUAUACCCUUAUCCAUGGUAUCAUGCCAAAGACAUGCAGAGCCCCCAAAAUGA
Monodelphis domestica (gray short-tailed opossum) is the source of this 978-nucleotide messenger RNA. RefSeq names its product vomeronasal 1 receptor monDomV1R1267. Gene Ontology annotation, cellular component: membrane. Gene Ontology annotation, biological process: G protein-coupled receptor signaling pathway. Gene Ontology annotation, molecular function: pheromone receptor activity. Lineage: Eukaryota; Metazoa; Chordata; Mammalia; Didelphimorphia; Didelphidae. The record is from RefSeq and is marked provisional.